AUUCUUAUUUGCAGCAGAAGAGCCUUUGGAUUCAUUGACUAUUGAUUUAAUGUCUCCAAAUCUUUUACGCUGCUUCUCAUUAGCAACCAUUUUUUCAUCAUAUCUAUUUGCUCCAUUCCGCUUGAUACACCAUACAAGAAAAUCAACUUAUCCUGAUAAUUUCCAAUUUCCCCAACCACUGAAACAAUCACAUCUCUUUUCAAGACUGCUUCAUAUUCAUGAAUUUUUGACUAUGCUUAAACUUGCAAAUGGCUUUAAAUUUGCCCAAGACAUUGUGUAA
Messenger RNA from Entrophospora sp. SA101, 280 nucleotides. The record is from the annotation of a GenBank genome assembly. NCBI's taxonomy places the organism in Eukaryota, Fungi, Glomeromycota, Glomeromycetes, Entrophosporales, Entrophosporaceae.